AUGUCCACUCGGUCUGACAACGCCAUCGUCAUCAUCGGCUCAGGGCCCGGAAUUGGCACAAACACAGCUGCCGUCUUUGCCGCCAACAAGUUCAACAAGGUCGCCCUCGUCGCCCGGAAUCCCGUCCAGCUCGACAAGGACGCAGAAAGCGUCAAAGCAGCUGUCGACGGCAACAUCACCGUAAAGACAUACUCGACCGACGUAAUCGACCCAGCCCAGUUCACCGGUACCCUCAAGCAAAUCAGCCAAGACCUCGGCACCGUCGAAGUCAUCCUCUACAACGCCGCCAUCGUAUCACAAUCACGCCACCUCCAAGUCACAGACGACGAACUCAUCCGCGACUUCAAGAUCUCCACCAUUGCGCUCAACAAUGUUUCCAAGUGGGCCAUGCCGCAGUUCGUCGUCCUGGCAGAGAAGGAUGCAUCAGCGCAGCCUACGCUGAUUGUGACGAGCUCACAUUUACCAGAAGCGCCUGAGACGGAUAUCGUUUCGCUGUCCGUGUCCAAGGCUGCGCAGAAGAACUUUACGAGGUCGCUGAGGAUGGAGUUUGAGCCCAAGGGGGUGCAUGUUGCGCUAUUGACUGUAGCUGGGUAUGUGUUUGAUCAUAACCAGUUUUUGAAUGCAAAAUAUAUUGCGAUGCAGGCGUGGGAGCUUUACGCGCAGCCGAAGGGGGGCUGGACUGAGGAUGUUCGGAUUGAAGAGCCAUGGUCAGUGGGUAGGGGAGAGUGA
This is a messenger RNA of Trichoderma reesei QM6a, 729 nucleotides long. RefSeq lists its product as uncharacterized. The record is from RefSeq and is a predicted model, not a curated record. The transcript has a single exon. The coding region runs from base 1 to 729 and encodes 242 amino acids. Lineage: Eukaryota; Fungi; Ascomycota; Sordariomycetes; Hypocreales; Hypocreaceae.